This is a messenger RNA of Gadus chalcogrammus (walleye pollock), 4273 nucleotides long. Its product is annotated as toll-like receptor 13. The transcript is spliced from 4 exons. Bases 1 to 1650 code for a protein of 549 amino acids. Lineage: Eukaryota; Metazoa; Chordata; Actinopteri; Gadiformes; Gadidae. Gene Ontology annotation, molecular function: protein binding; transmembrane signaling receptor activity. Gene Ontology annotation, biological process: inflammatory response; immune response; toll-like receptor signaling pathway. The record is from RefSeq and is a predicted model, not a curated record. Gene Ontology annotation, cellular component: membrane.
AUGCAGCUGGUCCGGGCGUUGGGGGGCCUUAGGCAUCUGCCACCAAAGCUCCAACUACUAGAAGUGAGGUGGCGGCAGAGCAAUGCUGCUGCCCCGGGCCUCUCCAUUCGGAGAGGGGAAGCCGGGGGAGACGCCCCCUCCUCGUCGCGGUUGGAAUCGUCCGACUCCGAGCUCACAAGGAGAGAGGGCAUCGUCGAGCGGAACAGUAAAGUUGUCAGCCCAUUCAGCAAUGGCGGCGGCAGUGUCGGCUUUGCGCUGUCCGUCAUCCGACGGCAGCGCCGCACAAUGCCGACACAGACAGAGCGGCAAGACCGCCAAGACGGCAUGUUCAUGCCCAAGGCAGCCCUCGCACACCUCAUGGCCGCCAUACGGCAAGAUAGCGUAUUUCUUAUCCACCAUUUGUUGAGCUUUCACAACUGGAUACAUUGCUUUUUACAGCUCAAAAAAAAAAAGUGGGCCCUCCCUCAAAACUUUCUGCAUGGCCUGACAAAUCUGUCAGUACUAGAUAUCCGAGGUAACGAACUUGCAUCCCUGCACCCACACACCUUCAACUAUACUCCUAAUUUGAAUGAGCUAAUUCUGUCUCAAAAUGAUAUCACAGACAUUCCGGACAAUUUGUUUUCCCCGAUUCAAAAACUAAAAAGUCUUUGGAUUUCACAGACAAACCUGAGGUCUCUAGAUUUUCUGCUCCAUGCUAACCUCACAGAGCUGGAGUUCUUGCAGGUGAGAAAGAAUGCCUUUUCUGUGAUUAGAGAGCCAGUGAUGCUGUCCCUAACAGCACUUAAUAUCCUGGAUAUGAAGGGUAAUAGCUUCACCUGUAAUUGUGACAAUGCGUGGUUCCUCCAAUGGGUAAUCAGCAACAAGCAAACACAAGUGGUUGAUGCGUACAACUUUGAAUGCAACUACCCUCCAAACCUUAAAGGAAGAAAACUGUUGGAGAUUGGCCUCAGUUCUUGUACAGUAGACAUGGGCUUCAUCUUUUAUAUUUCCACGGCAUGCACGGUCAUCAUGACCAUAGCAGUCUCCUUCACCCACCAUUUCCUGCAAUGGCAUCUGGUCUAUGCGUACUACCUCAUGCUGGCUAUCCUCUACAACUCAAAGAACAAGGACAAACGUGCUCAUCAAUACGACGCCUUCGUCUCCUACAAUGCAAACGACGAGGGCUGGGUUCUUGGGGAGCUGCUGCCCAAGCUGGAGGACGAGCAGGGCUGGAGACUUUGUCUGCACCACCGAGACUUCCAGCCAGGUAAACCCAUCAUGGAAAACAUAACAGAUGCCAUCUAUGGCAGCCGGAAGACUAUCUGUGUGGUCAGUCGUGAUUACCUGGAGAGUGAAUGGUGCUCCAGGGAGAUCCAGGUUGCCAGCUUCCGGCUGUUUGACGAGCAGAAGGACGUGCUGAUCCUGGUGUUCCUGGAAGAAAUUCCAAUGCAGCAGCUGUCUCCAUACUACCGCAUGAGGUGGCUCCUCAAGAGGCAAACGUACCUGAGCUGGUCCCACGCAUUAGCACACCCAAACCUGUUCUGGGAGAAGCUCCGGCAGGCCCUGGAGACCCGAGAGCACCCAAUGGGUGAGCAUAUACGGCUCACUGUGGAGGACGGACCCCCUGGAGAGAGACCAGGGCCCCGUAUCCCGAUAGCAUCAUUAGCCUAAGUGGAUCCUGAAGUGCGUUGUACGAGCAUCGUACAGUUUUCACACCGUUGCCCGAAAGCAUCAUUGGUUACGAACGUCGUGAAAACGCUCGUAGCUAACGAAAACUCCAGGAGUACUCGUAGGAAGCUAAGAGCAUCGUUAGCCUACUAUAGCCUUAGUGGCGUCACCAGCGGAAAUUCAGUGUAUUGUGUUUUAUUAAACACAUCCAAUACCACGGAAUGCCCAGCUGGCACAAAUUCGCAACCAAAAACAGUGGUUACCGCCGAUAUUUUACUCAUAGACUACUGUUAGAUUUAAACAGCAAAGAUAGAGACAUGUUAGCAGUCAACAACAACAUAAUUUAUUGCAGCAAUUUAAAAUUCCAAAAAUACAUGCGCAGCUGAAAUGUACCGAUCAAUUGCCACGCCACAAGGCAUAUAAUAAAAUCGAAUGAUUCCAUUGGUCUUGUGUGGGAGGUCGCUUUCGAGCUGCCCUUGCUGUCUCCCUCUGAUUUUAAUUCAACCAUCAUGUGUGGGGUAGGUCGAAAGGUUGCUAUUUCGAUCCCCAGCUCCUCCUAGCUGAGUGUUGUUGUGUCCCUGAGCAAGACACUUACGCACAGUGCAUGAAGGAUUAGGACCGAUACAUAUGUCGGCCUAGGCCUAAUCAAUUGUGUUUUAAUAUCUUUAGCAUUCAAAUUAUUGCAGUCUAUUCUUUUCGUAGGCUACUCUGCGGUUGGCCUUGAUGGGGAGAUAUUUUAACGCUUUUUAACCCCAUUUUCCUGCGACAUUCCUGCAUCUCCCUCAGUACGGAGCCCAUUUCAGCACCGUGUCAGUAGACAGUUACAGUCCUACGAACGUUGUGAGUGCAGUGAACGCGCGUUCAGGAGGAGUUUCGGGAAACGCUCCAAAGAAUGAUCCCACAAGCGAAGAUCCAUCGUUAUCGGGAAACGAGGCCCAGACCAGUAAAAGUUAGAAUUGCUUGGGGGAGGGGGGGGAUUAUACUAGAGACAUCCGAGGUCUGUAUUUGGAGGAAAAUUGAAACAGUUCCCCUUGCCAGCUUUGUUCGUUUUUGUCUAUUGUAAAAUACCUUCUUAAUCUGCCUAAUGGGUACAUCUGGUGUUGAUUUGUAUUUGUAUACAUUUUUGACAUUGUUGGAAACAUUGUCUAAUGUGUUCCAUGUGUGCAGUUGAGUAUUUCUACUUCUGAGGAAUCUGGGGAGAACUGACCCGAGGUUUGUCUUUGAAAAUUAAGUCUCCUUCAGGGUGGUAGGUCUGUUGUUUGCCAAUAGCUGAGUAUAUUAGCUCAAGUGCUUACACUUUGCAUUAGCAUGCAAAGGUAUGUAGACCGCCAUCACUAUAACAAGACUGAAGUUCCCUAAGUGUAUUGAAGGGCCUGCCUUACAACGAGAAAUGUUCCAGAUCAGAUGUGCAAAGCCUGUCCAAACAACGUUAUCGCUUUUUUUUCUGAAUAGUUCUUUAGCUUAUUAUUGUAUCUAGGCCUAUCUGUAAAAAGUUGCUUGAGUAUUUCUAAGCCUGACUUUUCCCGUGCACAUUGUUGUGUAGUGACCCCUAGAGGGCUGCCAUGUAUAUAGCACCAUUGAUAAAAGUUUAAUUAAUUAAUUAAUCAAAUGGUUUGUAUAAGAAUCAAGUUUUAUGAUGGAUAAUUAAUAACUAAAACAUCAUUUGUAUUGUGAUUUUUUUUGCAUGGUCAAUAUGUACCUUAUUUAGAAGAUUAAUCUGAAACUGCUAUUUCUUCAAUAUUAAUUGUAUUAUAAAUAAAAUUCUGGUUAACAGAAAAAAAAAAAUCUCUAUCACGUUUACACUGCACUAGACUUUUACACCUUAAUCAUAUCACUAUGUCAUAUGUCAUGAUUAUAUACACAUGUAUACAGUUGUGUAUAGUAACGAAGUAGAAAUACUUCUUUACUGUACUUCAGUGGUUUUUUCGGGCCUAUACUUCAAUUGAAUAUUUACAUUUCUAGCAUCGUUCACUUUUAUUCAGCUACUUUUCCUCAAUAAAAUGAAUACCUUUACUUCGAUACAUUUGCCCUUUGCGUCUUCGUUACUCGCUACAAAAUAAAAGCUGAAGCAAUUAAAAAUGUCAUGAUGUUGGGAAGCGGGAACAGCAGAUUUGGCCAACCAAUGGUGGUCCUAGCUUGAUUGGUAACGAAGUGCUCUCAACCACCACCCAAUUUUGUUUAUGUUUCGAUUUGACCCAAUUUCAUAAGUAUUAAGUCCAAAAACCUGUCCAAUAGACUAGUAAUUAGGGGCAAGGGAGGGCCAUCAGACAGGUCAUCAAACCACGCGCCAGUUAUAAAGGAGAUUUAGUUCAUGAUGUAUUAGUCGAGCUGGCAGUGACUGUACAUAUUUCUCCCAUGAAGACUCAUUCACCAAUAAACAGGAAUAAAGAUUUAUUUUGAAUGAUAACAUAAGAGAGAAUAUUUUGCAUGAUAAAUCUUUGGCGUGAGCCCCAUCACGGACCAAGUGCGACGUGUGGACUCGACAGAUCAUGCCAGGAGUAGCAGGGGCGGAGCCUUCCCCUGGACCGGUAGACUGGGCCAGACCUGGUGGUGGUGGGGUGGAAGGAGCAUCGAAGAAAAACCUAAGCAGCAAAGAACAUAGGUUAGACUACUCUAUAUAAAGCAG